Amorphotheca resinae ATCC 22711 is the source of this 2238-nucleotide messenger RNA. RefSeq lists its product as hypothetical. The record is from RefSeq and is a predicted model, not a curated record. The transcript is spliced from 2 exons. Bases 1 to 2238 code for a protein of 745 amino acids. NCBI's taxonomy places the organism in Eukaryota, Fungi, Ascomycota, Leotiomycetes, Helotiales, Amorphothecaceae. Gene Ontology annotation, molecular function: calcium ion binding; calcium-dependent phospholipid binding. Gene Ontology annotation, cellular component: cytoplasm.
AUGUCUCUCGACCCUCGGGACUCCCAGCGACGCACACGAUCGCGCUCCCCAGGCGGUCGCGAACCAUCUCGCACACGCGCCGAGCCAGAACGCGAGCGGUCGAGGGUUCGCGCGCCGUCGCCGCCCAGCUCACGAUAUGACGAGAACCUAGCUUACGGCUACGAUGAAACGAUGGAGCUGCGGACGCGGGAGCGGCGGGGCGGCGCGCGAGAGCCGGACGUCGUCACGGCGGAGCCCAGGGACAGAGGACAUGGCGGCGGCGGGAGCCAGUAUCGAUCGAGUUCGCCUGCGCCGGGGUCCCGAGCGGACCCGUAUGCGGUUCCGGGGGCGUUUGUGGAGAGGGAGGAGGUGAAGGUUGGAUAUGGUGGGAGGAAUAAUGGGAGAGAAGUCAGAGAGACCAGAGAGGAUUACUAUGCGGGGGCGGGGUCUGGCUCGCGCAGGGAGGAUUAUGGAUGGCCUGAGACGGAGCGUUCACGAUAUCGCGAGACAGAGACAUACAAAUACGCAGAUCCAAGGGAUAGGGAGACGGAUGCCCGACGCUAUGAGGAGGAUAGGCAUGGGCGAGAACGAUCAGCCAGUUUCAAUGCCCGCGUUGGCCAUUCUAGCAUCUCGGGGGGCAUUGCCGUUGGCCGUGAUGACCAUAGGCCAUCCUACGCACAACCGCCAUCUCCUGUGUCGAAAUAUGCUGCACCAUCUUCUCCGACGAGACGCCCUAUUUCAUAUGCGGAACCGAAGCAGUGGGAAUACGCCCAGCCAGAUGAGAAUAUCACCUACACUCGACGUCAAAUAACAGAGCGCGCAGCGCGUCCUCGGAGUCCGCAACACCAGACAUAUGGCCGUCGGCGACGCGGCAGCACAUCAGACCACGGCGGUGAUUCUGCCCGAUCCUCGAGAUCCAACGUUGUGACGGUGGACCCAGGAUCUCGCGGCCGGAGGGACGCUUCACCUGCCCCGGGUCUUGCUCCGCGAGUACAUUCUCUCUCCUUGUCCACCGGCCACCACGGCAGCGCCUCCCUGUCUCUGGCUAAUGCCCCAGGAUCUCCUCUUCUCGAGUCGUAUCAUGGAACUUACCAGAGUAUCUCCCCCAUGCCGUCUCCGCUCAUGAUUGCUUCUACGCCACACUCAGAUUUCGUUGAACCCCUCUCUCCCCUCUCGUCUGAUAAUGAAAGAGGGAAGUCCCGCCGCACAGCACGCUUUCAUGACCCCGAAGAAGAAGCCAUUAUUCUCGCCAAAGCCCUGAAGGGUGAGAAGCGGGCUCCCAAUACCGCGCCGUUAGUCGAGAUCCUCCCCGGACUCACGCACGAGCAGGUCCUAGAAUUGAGAGUCCAGUAUAAAAAGAUAGUAAAGACGGGGAGUGACAGAAAAGGCGUGAAUGUAGCCAAACACAUCAAGAUGCGUCUCAAAGAAGAAGAUCCCAGCCUUAUGAAAGCCUGCUACGCCUGCGCCCUUGGAAGAUGGGAAUCCGAAGCCUACUGGGCGAAUUUCUGGUACCAGGGGGAGAAAUCGCGACGGGAGCUACUCAUCGAAUCCUUGAUGGGCCGCACGAACCGCGAGAUCCGGGAGAUCAAAGACGGCUUCUCGGACAAGAAGUACGGCGAUAGCUUGACGAAAUGCAUGAAAAUGGAGCUCAAAGAGGACAAGUUCAAGAAGGCGGUUCUGCUGGUGCUGGAGGAGAGGAAGAUGGAUGAGCGUCCGGGGGACAGGAUCGAUCGGCACCUGGUGGAGGAGGACGUUCGAAACCUUCACAAGGCAGUUAGGUCCGAGAAGGGGGGCGAGACGGCCAUGAUCUCUAUCGUGGUCGUGCGAGGUGAUAAUCAUCUCAGGGAGGUGCUACGUGUUUACGAGGCGACCUACCGAUCGAAUUUUGCGAGGGAGAUGUUGAAGAAGAGUGGCAAUCUCGUCGGCGAAUUGCUCGCACACAUCCUGAACGGGGUAAUCAACAAGCCCGUCCGCGACGCCCUCCUCAUCCACCACGCGCUCUCGCUCUCCAAGUCCGACUCGCUACGCACCGAGCUCCUCAUCAGCCGGCUCGUGCGCUACCACUGGGACCGGCCGCACCUGGAACUCAUCAAGAAGGAAUACCGCGCUCGCUAUGGUAUCGAGAUGCAGGCAGCGGUUCGGGAGGGCACGCGCGGCGAGUGGGGCCGCUUCUGCGAGAUGUUGUGCGUGCGGCGCAUGGGCGACGAGAUCCGGAGGGUCGAGAGGGUCGAGGAGGUUACUACUUAUGUGCGGAGAUAA